Messenger RNA from Papilio polytes (common Mormon), 3227 nucleotides. RefSeq names its product coiled-coil domain-containing protein 186 (gene Golgin104). Gene Ontology annotation, molecular function: small GTPase binding. The record is from RefSeq and is a predicted model, not a curated record. The transcript has 15 exons. The coding region runs from base 111 to 3023 and encodes 970 amino acids. Gene Ontology annotation, cellular component: trans-Golgi network. Gene Ontology annotation, biological process: vesicle cytoskeletal trafficking. Lineage: Eukaryota; Metazoa; Arthropoda; Insecta; Lepidoptera; Papilionidae.
GCGAAUGUUUAUUUUUAAUGCAUAAAAAAUAAAAUUUAUUAAAUUAUAUUCUAAUGGCUUUUUUGGAAAACACUAAAAAAACUAUUUUUUAAGGAAUAUUAUUCAUGUAAAUGACAGCAAUGUCCAGAGAAAACAACCAAAAUUCUGUACAUAUCGAUAGUGUCGACGUCGACGGAUUAGAAAAGGAGUGCAUUUUAAAAAGUAAUGAAAAUAGCGAUUCGGGUGUAGAUACUGGAGAACUGAGCUCCUCUACAACUAACGUGUCUUCAGAUUCGGAGGUCUGUCCGCUUAAAAAUUCAGAUAAACCCAUCUCUGAAGAUGAAAAAAGCAAAAACUCGGACUGUACCGAAAAUGAAAGUUCCCUCACUCCAGCUUCUAUAUCGCCCAUCGAAGCGGUUGAAAACAUAAAUCCAGAUGAUCCAUUAAUGACUGAAACCACGGACCACUAUCUCACAUCUAAUAAAAAUUAUUUUGAAAGUGAUGAAGAAAAAAUUAGUAAUAAUUCAGAAAGCACUUCAAACAUUCCUGAAAAUGAACAAUUAGAUGCUUCUAUGUAUAUGAAAUCAGAUUUAGAUAAUGUCCAUAGAAAUUUAGCAAUGUCAACUGUUAGCUUAAAUGAGCCUAAUAAAAACCAAGAAAACAUUAUAAUGUGUAAAUCACCAUAUAGUAAAAGUGCGGAAAAUGUUUGUAGUUUAGAAGAACCAGAAGUUAACAAUCUAAAUUCUAACCCAAAUAUAGACACUGGUGAAAUUUUGUCAGAAUAUACAAAUCAAAAAUCUAAAAUCAGUGCCACACAGAAGAUAUCAGAAAAUCAACAUGAUACAAAACACAGUCGCUUACCAAAGGAGAUUUUAUCCCAAGAUUUGGGUAGUAUUGUUAAAAAUGUACAUGGAAUCUUUUGGUCAGUUAGUGGCAACAUAAAAAACGCGUACACACAACGAGUAUCUCAAAAGGUUCCUGUGAAAAAUUUAAAACCAAUACUUAAUGGAAAAGUUAUGAACGACAUAUUUGAAAAUACUGUUGGCAAUGAAAUAUUGAUUUCUGAUAAAAAUAUAAUUAACGAAGAGAUAAAAUCAAAUCCAGAGCCAAAGGUAGAAGUUAAUGGGGAAUCUGAGGAUGUGAAGAAAGAUGUGUUGAAGUUACAAAUUGAAUCUUUGGAGAGAAUGCUGUCGGAACAACGUAAGGAGAAUGUUGUGCUGCGGGAGAGAGUGAAACAACAUGUUGAUGAGUUGAAUUUAAAAGACCAGACGUUCAAAGAAUUAGAGGCUAAACUUGAUGUGAUGGGUAAGAAAGUAGAGCAAGCUCAGAGGGACGCGGAUGCUGCAGUGAUGCGGUACGCGGGUGCGGAGUGCGCUGCCAUCGAGGGCAGGAAGGCUGCGGAGGCUGCAAAGAAAGCCCAGCAAGCAGCGCUCGCUGAAUGUGAACUGCUCUCCGGAAAACUGAAGAGUGCACAUUCUGAGAAACAGAGGAUAUGUCAGUUGUAUGAUGAUAAGUGCCAUGAGUUACAAAACAGCGAUCGAGAGACGAACAAGUUACGUGAGGAUCUUAAGGAAUUAGAAGGCAGAUUAAAAUGGACGCAGAGUAAACUCCGCAUGGAAAUGGACGCAUAUAAGGAGAGUUCAGAACGUGCGGAGAAGUUGUCCCAGCAAGUGGCGGAGCUAGAAGCUGGGAGAGACGCGGCCGCGGCCGGCGCUACUGACUCCGCCAGAGCUAAAGUAUUAGAAUGUGAAGUAAAGGAGAGUCAAGCUGCGUUAAUUCUGUGCCGACACGAGAGAGAUGAGUUGGAGAAGAAGUUGAGUUCGGUCUCUCUGCAGCUGGAGUCCUGCAGGAGGGAGAGGGACGACGCGACAGCUGCCCUCUCUACUGCCAAUGACGAGGUGUGUGCGCUGCGGGCGCACAACGCACGACUGGAGCAGGAAGCGGCGGAGCUGGCGGCGUUGCGCGCGCAGGCCGCGCUCGCAGACACGCUCAGCUCGCAGCUGCAGAGGGAGACGGAGCGCGCGUCGCAAGCGGAGGAGUCUCUAAGCCGGGAGCGCGCGCGUGCGGAGACGUGCGCGCGGCGCGAGGCGGCGGCGCUGGAGCACGCGGCGCGCCUCACCGCGCAGCACGUGGCGCAGCGCGCGCGCACCAACGAACACCACGCGAAGGCGCAGGCAUUAUCCGCCGACAACGUGUCAUUACGUGAACGAGCUGAAGCGUUGGAGAGUGAGGCUGAGAAACUGCGCACUUCACUCGCUGACGAGGCUGAUAGAAGACAACGAGAGAACAGAGUGCUCGCGAGGAAGGUGGCAGAAUUGACGGAAGAAGUAGCAGAAGUGAACAAGAGAUUGGAGUGGGAGAAAGGAGAGAACAGCGUGCUCAAGAAGAAACAUUCCAGUGCCAUAAAGGAACUAAAUCGUGAACUGCAAAGAGCUUUGAAACGCAGCGAGCAACUUGAAGCAAGGCUGCAGAACGACACCGCCUCAAAUAGAACAGGUUCCGUAACUUCGUUGAGCAGUGGCGAGGGCGCGCAAAGCGAAGAGCGCGCUCAGAACGGCUUGCCCGACCCACUUCCAGAUGUACAGAUAAAAUAUCCAAGUUUUUUUGAAAAACUUUUCGUGAAGAGCCGCGAGCCGGAGCGGCAGGCGCUGAUAGAGCGCAUAGUGUGCCUGCAGCGGGCGGCGGCGCGCCGCUCCGAGCGCUGCGAGUUCCUGGAGGAGCACGCGCGCCAGCUGACGGCGGAGCUGCGCGGCAAGGCGCGCCUGCUGCGCCACCUGCUGGCCGCGCAGCCCGCCGGCGCCGUCGCCCCCAGCGCCAGCGACCACAACAAGAAGGAGAUAGCGAUGCUGGGCGGGGGCGCGAUGGCGGCGCUGUGGGGCGGCGACCCCGCGGGCCUGACGCCGCAGCUCUCGCUGGAGAUGAACCGCCGGCUGCAGGCGCUGCUCGAGGACACGCUGCUCAAGAACAUCACGCUCAAGGAGAACAUUGACACACUGGGCGAGGAGAUCGCGAGGUUAAAAGCUGACAAACAAGCCGAGAACUGAUGAAACAAAUAUAAUUGUUAUAAUGUGUUAAAAUACAAUUUACUUAAAUGUGUAAAUACGUUAAUACCAACAAAUCCUAUUAACACUAUAGUAUACACCAAUGGCCUGAAUUUGGUCCCCUUUCCCUUUCCGUCCUUUUCUUAAGAGGAAAGGAUGGGAAGGAAAAGUGGAUUUGACGGUAAAGGAGAUGCAUAGAAAGGGAAA